GGGGCUUCAUCUGCAUCCAUGGCCUUUCUCGAAAAAGCAGCGAGCUGCUUGGAAAAGAGCAAGGGGGAACAGCCAAUUUGUCUGUAAGAGGGGGGACAAAUUUAGGUCUGAAAAGAAGGAACAAGCUCAGUGUGCACGUGCUGGGCACAGCGACUUCUUCCUGCUUUGAAAGGGAGAAGAACAGACGUAGUCACUGCAUUAUUUUGGGGAAGGAUGCGUGUAUUUAGUAGCGUAAAUAGUAUUUAUUUCAGCGGCGAAGCCUGCGAGGAUCCCACGUUGCAUCCAGCGGGGGAUUUGGGAAGCAGCCGCAGCAUUCAAGGAGGCAAACGGAUUUGCUCCGCUCGCAGUUGAGCCAGGUUUAGAAAUAUAAAAGAUGGAUUUUGGGGAGGGAGGAGGAGAGGGCGAGGGCAGUGGGGGUGCGGGAACGGAGCCGAAAAUUGGCCGACGAACGCCUGGUGUUAUCAGCCACUGAUGGAAGAGGGUGGAGGAGAUGGAAGAGAGUGAGCAUCUGCUGCGGUUUUGUUCAAAAGCUGGAAGCUGGGAGGUGGCAGGGUGUGAAUGGGGGGUUCUGGGUAGCUGGGGGGGGCUUCUCUGGUGCCUUAUCAAAAGGUUGUGCUCGCAGUGCUCACAGCUGCAAUUUGCACCACCUGGGAGGGGUAUUUUGGGGGAAAAAUCUGGUAAAGAGGGCAAGGUGCUCUGCCAAUCGCACCUCCCUGGGCAGGCAGGGUGCUGGCACUGAGCACGUCCCGCUAAGCACCCAGGGGAAUGCGCUGGUGACCGUCCCAGCUCGGUGGCCACAGGUGGCACUGGUGGCAGCUGGAGCUGCCCCAUCCCAGCCUCUGCCCUUUCCCAUUAUUCUUCUUUCACUCCCAGCCCUAUAUCCCAGCUUCAAAACCCACCCAGGUGGCCUGGGGCACCCAUGGGUGCUCAUGGUGCCAUGGCACCAUUGUCACAUCCCCAGCCGGGCUGUGUCUGGGGCGCAUCUCCCUGCCCCGGUGGCACUUCCCAAAUGUCACUGGGUGGCCUGGUGCUGAGUUUUUAGGGUAUGGGGGGUAUGGGGUGUGUGUGUAGGGAGUGUCCCUGCGUGUAUAGGGGGUGUGUGCAUGUGUGUAAGGGGUGCACUUGUGUCCACAUGUGUGCAUAGAGGUCUGUCAGGGGGGGUGUACAAGUGUGCGUAGGCAGCGUGCAUACAUGUAGGUGUGGGUGGGUGAGCACGUCCCCCCGGCGUGUGCCGGGGGUGUACACACGUGUUUUGGGGUCCGUGUGUCUGCGUGGGCACGUGUGCGUGCUGUGGGUGCCAUGCGGUGCCGUGCGUGCCCACCCUGCCGUGCCGUGCCAUGCCGUGCCGCGCCAUGCCAUGCUACGCCCAUCCUGCUGUUCAGCGCCGUGCCCACCCUGCCACCCUGGUUUCUGUUCCCCAUCCAGCACCGGGGUGCUGUGUCAGGGCAGGAAGGGGAAGCGUUGCACAACACCCGGGGCUGCAGACGCACCCAGGACCCGGACCGGGCGGCGGGUCCCAGCACUCCGGGCAUCCCAGUGGGUGCUGCCAAGGGGCCACGCCGGUGAAGAGGGGACCAUGACCAUGGCCAACGUCACAGCUGGGAGGAACUCGUGCACCUUCCACGAGGAGUUCAAGCAGGUGCUGCUGCCCCUGGUCUACUCGGUGGUGUUCCUGCUGGGGCUGCCUCUCAACGCCGUCGUCAUUGGGCAGAUCUGGCUGGCCCGCAAGGCGCUGACCCGCACCAUGAUCUACAUGCUCAACCUGGCCACGGCCGACCUGCUCUACGUCUGCUCCCUCCCUCUCCUCAUCUACAACUACACCCAGAAGGACUACUGGCCCUUCGGGGACUUCACCUGCAAAUUCGUCCGCUUCCAGUUCUACACCAACCUGCACGGCAGCAUCCUCUUCCUCACCUGCAUCAGCGUCCAGCGCUACCUGGGCAUCUGCCACCCCUUGGCCUCGUGGCACAAGAAGAAGGGCAAGAAGCUGACGUGGCUGGUGUGCGCCGCCGUGUGGUCCAUCGUGGUCGCCCAGUGCCUGCCCACCUUCGUCUUCGCCUCCACUGGCACGCAGAGGAACCGCACCGUCUGCUACGACCUGAGCCCCCCGGACCUCUCCGCCGCCUACUUCCCCUACGGCAUCACGCUCACCGUCACCGGCUUCCUGCUGCCCUUCGUGGCCAUCCUGGCGUGCUACUGCAGCAUGGCCCGCAUCCUGUGCCAGAGGGACGAGCUGAUCGGCCUGGCGGUACACAAGAAGAAGGACAAGGCCGUGCGCAUGAUCGUCAUCGUCGUCAUCGUCUUCUCCAUCAGCUUCUUCCCCUUCCACCUCACCAAGACCAUCUACCUGAUCGUCCGCUCCUCUCCCAGCCUGCCCUGCCCAGCCCUGGAGGCGUUCGCCAUCGCCUACAAGUGCACGCGCCCCUUCGCCAGCAUGAACAGCGUCCUCGACCCCAUCCUCUUCUACUUCACCCAACGCAAGUUCCGUGAGAGCACCCGCUACCUCCUCGACAAGAUGAGCUCCAAGUGGCGGCACGACCACUGUGUCACCUACGGCUCCUAGGUAGAUGAGGCCACCUCAGUGUCACCAGGGCUGGGCACAGAGCAGUUUUGGCUCGAAGCUGCGUGGUGUGGAGACGGGGACGCGCCUGGGGACAUCUCCUGAGCUUCCAGCGCUUGCUUCCAGCCCAUCUCCAGCCCACGGCAGUUGCAAUGAAGUGUCCCCGCUCUCCGAGGGUUGCCCUCCACUGGUUGCUCGAUGCCGUCCUGUUUUUUAGCUGCUUUAUGCCACCUUUUGGUGGAGGCUGAAGCACCGAAGCAAUAAAAACCACUGGGGGGACCAUGGAGGAGGCGGUGGGAGCGUGGGGAGAAGGGAUGGGGCCGCCCGGGUGGGCUGCUCGGGGGGGAUUUCUGCCUCCAAAAGAUGUUUAAAGCUUCCCCUCAUCUGGGGAGGAUUUUUUGGCUUGUACUCACCUGGGGAACAUGGCUCUGUGCUCCGCCACCGAGGCCGCGGGGCAGUUUUGGGGUCCUGAACACCAAUAUCUCCCACAAACCAUCCCCAGCACUUCUGUGGACCCAGGAGAGGAACAGAUUGGUGUCACGGACAUUUUGGGGUAAUACUGGCGUAUCCCAGAAUGGGACCAGACCAGUAAAAGACAUGGGUCCACUGGUGCCACGGGUGCUUCGAAAGGGUGAGAGGGCAUCCCUGGUCAGCCGGGGAGCUGGCGAGGGGCAGUGAGGGGAACCAGGACACCGAUGCCAUAUUUACCACCCAGAAACGAUGCCAGGAACUGGGAGACCCCUGCCACUGCCACCCGGGUGACACCGGACUUCAACGCUGAGCCAGCUGAAUGAACCAAAUCAUCACGUUUUGUAGGAUUGCACCUUACCCACAUGAGGAUCCCAGCCGACCCAGGGCCACCGAAGAGGCUGGGCACUGUGGCUGUACGUCUAACUGCUUUGCCAGUCCCCUACCUUAUAGGACGUAUAGACUGAACCUGCCCCUAUGUAUAUGUCCACAGGGAUCUGCACAUGCUAUGUACCAUAUAUACACGUAUCCGAGCGGGGGAACAUUGUGCACGGAGCCACCCCACCCCAAAUACACUUUGCAAACCCA
This is a messenger RNA of Cygnus olor (mute swan), 3616 nucleotides long. RefSeq names its product pyrimidinergic receptor P2Y6 (gene P2RY6). Gene Ontology annotation, biological process: cellular response to pyrimidine ribonucleotide; phospholipase C-activating G protein-coupled receptor signaling pathway. NCBI's taxonomy places the organism in Eukaryota, Metazoa, Chordata, Aves, Anseriformes, Anatidae. The record is from RefSeq and is a predicted model, not a curated record. The transcript is spliced from 2 exons. Gene Ontology annotation, molecular function: G protein-coupled UTP receptor activity; G protein-coupled ADP receptor activity; G protein-coupled UDP receptor activity. Gene Ontology annotation, cellular component: plasma membrane. Bases 1358 to 2563 code for a protein of 401 amino acids.